Molecule: messenger RNA, 2103 nt
Organism: Penicillium concentricum
Lineage: Eukaryota; Fungi; Ascomycota; Eurotiomycetes; Eurotiales; Aspergillaceae
Exons: 1
Coding region: 1-2103 (700 amino acids)
Molecular function (GO): protein binding
Source: RefSeq, a predicted model, not a curated record
AUGAGUUUCUCCAAUCUCCCCAACGAGGUUAUUUUGCUCCUGGUCCCUCAUUUUGAGUACGAGAGUGAUAUCAACGCCCUAUGUCGCACCACCCGGUGGCUGCAUGGACUACUGAACACCAUUCUGUACGACCGUAGUGCCAGCUACCAGCGAGACGGGGGAUACACGCUCGAAUGGGCCGCCAUUAACGGGUCAACCUCAACUGUCAGACUCAUCCUGGAAGCAGCUGCCCCGCCAGACGCCUGCGGAAGCGAGCCCUGGCAGCCAUUUGCCUUGGCCGCCCUUCACGGACACAGUGAGAUAAUGGAACUGCUAUACGAACAGGGCAUCAAUCCAUUAUCCACCCUUAACGACUGGAAGAAUCCUCUUAGUCAUGGAGAAGACCCUGAAGAUAGGGCAGAGGGGCACCCGCUUUCUAUGGCAGCAUCGCAUGGCCAUGUAACCGUCGUCAAUAUACUACUUGAAUACGGCGUGCGUCCGGAUAUCCACAUAGGCAACUACGAGAGGCGUACCGCCCUCCAUUUCGCAGCCGAACAGGGCCAUCUCGAUGUUGUCCGCGCAUUAGCCGACGCGGGGUGUUCUAUAGAUGCGCAAGACAAGAACGGCGAAACCCCUCUUGCAUUUGCGGCGCAAAAAGACCACCUUGAUAUCGUGGAGUUCCUGCUCUCCCGUGGAGCAGACCCUAACAUUGCCACCGAAUACUAUGGGACCUCGCUCUGUAGGGCAUCCUCUUCCGGUAACAUCAAUAUCGUGCAAUGUCUACUUGAUCACGGGGCAACUCCCAACCCAUCCUGUCCAGACGGCCGGAAACCCCUCUUCCAACUAUCCCGCGCAGCACUAGGAGGGCACAAUGACAUCCUCGACCUCCUCCUCACCCGAUUUGACUACGUCAAAUCCUCGACAGAGCCAUACCAACAGGCGAUCCUCCUCUGCGUCGCUGCAAUAACCGGCCGCACCACCCUCAUCACUGACGUUUUCACAAAACACAACUGCGACCCCAACCUGCGCGUCACCGACGAACGCAUCUUCCACCCCUAUUCAUUCUCCUACAUGCCCCCACAAACAGCCCUCGCCUGGGCCGCAGAGUGCAACCAGCCCGCCAUAAUCGACAUCCUCUUCUCCCAUGGCGCAAGCAUGACCCUACCAACUGAAGGACCUCCCGUUCUCCUUCGCUCAAUCCAAAAAGGCCACAAAGAAGCCACCGCAACCCUCCUCGCCCAUGGCGCCAACCCAAACGAUCCCCCAGGAAAAGCCCUCUCCAUCGCUGUCACCAACCCAACCAUCUUCUCCCUUCUGCUCUCCCACAAUGCCGACCCAACCACCCCUCUCCCAAACUCAUGUCUCCUCGCCGAGAUCCUCUACUCGAGAAACGUAGAGACGCUCCGCAUCCUCCUCGACCACCCUAAGGGCCCAGAGCUAGUCGUCGACCCGCUACCGGUAGGAAACGAAACCGGAUCACGAUUGAUCCCGCUCUUCCAUGCCGCCCUAAUAGGCGGCGAGGGGGUCCUCCGUCUCCUCCUUGAUCGGGGCUUGCUGGCGUCGCCGACCGAACUUGACGAUCGCACCAUGAUCCGAUACCUCCAUCUUGCGGCAGGGCAAGGUAGCGUCUCGCUUAUGCGUCUGAUUCUGGAUAUAGGAUGUGAUGUCCAUGCAGGUGGUGAUACGGGAGACCUAAUUCAUCAGGCCGCGACAGCCAAGGAAGAUCCUGAGGGAUUGCUUGAUUUCCUCUUGCAGAAUGGGUGUAGCAUCGAUGAUACUAAUUUUGUGGGUCGCACUGCGUUGUUCCUGUCUGCGUAUGAUAACGAUGAAAGCGUUAUGCGACGGCUCUUGGACCGAAGGGCAGAUCCGCUGCUUGAUUGCUUGGGCGUGAACGUGUUGUCGAUUGCAGUUAAGGAGAGUAAUUUGGGUGCUGUUAAGAUGCUUUUGAAGGUGUUUGAUGAGAGGAAAUUGGGUUUUGGUGAACUAGAGGAAGUACUGAAACAGGCAGAGAAGGAUGUGUGGAUUUGGGAGGUUGAUCGGCAUAUCGCUGGGCUCUUGCAUCGGUUUUAUUGGCACAAGCGUUAUCCGGUGAGUACUUCCGAUGAUCUUUCCCUUGUCUCAUAA